Strongylocentrotus purpuratus (purple sea urchin) is the source of this 3154-nucleotide messenger RNA. It is a transcript of the gene mocs1, whose product is annotated as GTP 3',8-cyclase, mitochondrial. The record is from RefSeq and is a predicted model, not a curated record. The transcript is spliced from 11 exons. Gene Ontology annotation, molecular function: cyclic pyranopterin monophosphate synthase activity; 4 iron, 4 sulfur cluster binding; metal ion binding. Gene Ontology annotation, biological process: Mo-molybdopterin cofactor biosynthetic process. Lineage: Eukaryota; Metazoa; Echinodermata; Echinoidea; Camarodonta; Strongylocentrotidae. The coding region runs from base 303 to 2225 and encodes 640 amino acids.
CAGCAGCGUCCAACCUUUACCUCCCCGCCCCCUCCUCGACCUCGGAUUAUACUGGUACCUCCCCGUCGCCGCGCCGCGCAUAGCUCGAGCUCCCGGGGUACCGCUACGGUACGUACAGUACAGUACACACGGCCACGACAGGUCGAUACCAUACCGCAUUGCAUUCCAUGACCAUGUACUGAGCUGAACGUCCACGAAUUAGGCGGCGGAGUAACUGUGUGAAGCCAUACAACUUAGUGUAGGACAUCAUUAUUUUGUAGAGCUUAGGUUUUAACAGGGUAUAGCUACGGGCUCCUAGCAGAAUGUUCACAAGUAGACCGUGUAGUGUCCUGAUCAACAGGACACCUUGUGUGGCCUGUCAUAUAUGGAAGGUAUCUGUACUGGGGUCAUCAAGUAGCCCUCAUCCACACCCCCAGUCAUCUCAUCAUCAUCAUCAUCUGGUAGCACCCAGAAGAUCCCUGCAUAGAUCAACAUCCACGUUUCCAAGUAGCAAACAGGCGUCUUCAGCGAAAGUCAAAUUCUUUCAAGAAGAUACAAUACUCCCCUUCUCAGCUUUCUUAACGGAUCCUUUCCAGAGGCAUCAUAAUUAUCUUAGAAUUUCUUUGACGGAAAGGUGCAAUUUAAGAUGUCAAUACUGCAUGCCAGAGGAAGGGGUCACACUCUCGCCCAAAGAGAGACUAUUAUCGACGGAGGAGAUCUUACAUCUAGCUAAACUAUUUGUAAGUGAAGGUGUAGAUAAGAUCAGAUUAACGGGCGGAGAACCCUUAGUGAGAAAGGACAUAGUAGAAAUCAUAGAGGGUCUAAGGGAGUUGGAAGGUCUCAAACAAAUUGCCAUGACAACUAAUGGAGUCACAUUAGCCAAGAGACUACCAGCUCUGAAGAAGGCUGGCUUAGACUUGAUCAACAUCAGCAUAGAUACAUUGGUACCACAGAAAUUUGAAUUUAUAUCAAGGAGAAAAGGAUGGCAUCACGUGAUGAGAGGAAUCGAUGCUGCCCUGGAGCAUGGAUAUGACCCAGUGAAGGUCAACUGUGUUGUGAUGAGAGGACUUAAUGAAGAUGAACUCUGUGAUUUUGUUGCACUCACUGAAGACAAGGCAUUGGACAUCCGCUUCAUAGAGUACAUGCCGUUUGAUGGCAACCGAUGGAACGACAAGAAACUCAUCACCAAAGAUGAGAUUGUUCAGACCAUUAGAGGGAGGUUUCCCGACUUUGGUCCUAUUGAUAAUCUUCCCAAUGAUACUUCAGUGGCAUACAGCGUACCAGGCUUUGUUGGUCAGGUUGGCAUCAUAGCUUCCAUGUCAAAACCAUUCUGUGGUUCUUGCAACAGGCUCAGACUUACAGCUGAUGGUAAUUUAAAGGUGUGUCUGUUUGGAAGUGAUGAGGUGUCUCUACGAGAUGCUCUACGGGAAGGCAGGUCAGAUGAGGAGCUGUUACAGGUCAUAGGUGCAGCAGUUGGAAAGAAGAAAAAGCAGCAUGCAGGUAUGUUCAAGAUAGCCAAGAUGCAGAACAGGCCGAUGAUUCUGAUCGAUUCAUCUCCUAUGGAGAUUGGAAUGUUGGGCGCACCUCAUCACAGAAACCAGGACAGUUUUUAUUCAUCAAGUAGUGUAGGAAAUCAGCAUGUGCUUCCAGUAUCAAUCUUAUUCAAUCAUGGUGCCCGAUCGUAUAAACCUUAUCACAGUCCCAGAGCGAGCUUCCAUUCCUCUACAAAGUCCUGCAUGGCCAAAGACUCAAGCGAUGGAGACCGGUCAAGGUUGACUCAUGUUGACCGCUCAGGACAAGCGGAAAUGGUGGAUGUGAGUGGGAAGGAGACGACGGUGAGAGAGGCGGUGGCAUCGGGAAAGGUUCGGCUAGGACGCGAGGCCUUCUACCUGGUCCAAGAGAACAAGAUGACUAAAGGAGACGUGCUACGUGUGGCACAGCUUGCUGGCAUCAUGGCAGCCAAGCAAACCAGCUCUCUCAUCCCACUCUGUCAUAACAUCCCCAUUCAGAAGGUGGACAUCGACCUCCAGCUGGAAGAGGAGUCGUUCAGUGUCCUCGUCAGGUCAAAGGUCAAAUGUAUAGGAAGGACGGGGGUAGAGAUGGAAGCCCUGACUGCAGUUUCUGUAGCAGCUCUGACCAUCUAUGACAUGUGCAAGGCGGUCACUCAUGACAUGGUCAUUGCUGAGGUCAGACUGGAGCAGAAAACUGGAGGUCAGCGGGGGGAUUAUCAUCGGGAAGUCAAUUAGGGAACUCUGGAGAUUUGUGUCGACUACUUUAGGUCUACAAAAACGUUAUCUUUAUGAACUUUUAAAAUGAGAUUAUCUCCUGUGCGGGUUUACGAGAAGGUUUGAUUAUUCAUUACAUUAAUGAUUGAACAGAUUUUUGUGGUCUUCUUUACUUGUGCAUUGUUUGCAAUUACAGCAACUGUUUGACUUUCAUGUGCCAAGUUAUGAAUAUGAUGAUAUUAUGCAAUUGACUGUUAAAAAGAACAGGGGUAAUUGAACUAUUGACACAUUGUGUGUAACUUGUGCUGUAUUAGGUGUACUAGUUAUGUUGUAAUGUUCAUGAUUACAUAGUGUAUUUCUAUCUUGUUGUAUAUUUUAAUAUAUAUUUGAAUAUGGCAUUGACUUUACAUUGGUGAUCAAGAAAUGUUGUUAUCGAUUAACUUGAAAUUCUACAAACAGUAUUUUUCAUCCAAAGAUAAACACAUUUAUUUCAAGGAAUUAGUAUCAUACAGAGCAUUAAGAUUCUCUCAAAAUAUUUUCAAAGGAAUUCUGUAGUAUUUUUCAGGUUUUACUGCGUUUUUUCUUUGACAUACAAACGGGAUCAUAUUAGUCAGUUUAUAAUUGUACCCUAGGCUUGACUCAGUGAUGGUUCUUGUUAGAAAUGUUUGGUGUCUCGGCUAAAUGGAAGCACAUCAUGAUUGGCAGUUUAACAUUAAGGUCACUUUGUGACUAGGUGUGGUGAUACAUGUUUAAUGUAGCUCAGGAUUUCAUUUAUGGAUAGAAAAUUCACAAGCUUUUAUUUUUUAAAACUUUAUUAAAUACAAAAUGGAAAUCGAAUCAAGGUACAUGAUUAUUGUGCAAUAUGAUCCCAAGAAAAUGAUUUGAUUUUAUCAUGACUAAUUUUUUUUUUACGUUUCAGAUGAAGGCUGUAAAGAGAUGGUUUGAAUUUU